This is a messenger RNA of Entelurus aequoreus (snake pipefish), 3365 nucleotides long. RefSeq names its product RAD18 E3 ubiquitin protein ligase (gene rad18). The transcript has 13 exons. Gene Ontology annotation, cellular component: Rad6-Rad18 complex; nucleus. Gene Ontology annotation, molecular function: ubiquitin protein ligase activity; single-stranded DNA binding. The record is from RefSeq and is a predicted model, not a curated record. Gene Ontology annotation, biological process: DNA damage tolerance; protein monoubiquitination. Lineage: Eukaryota; Metazoa; Chordata; Actinopteri; Syngnathiformes; Syngnathidae. Bases 111 to 1580 code for a protein of 489 amino acids.
GAGCGGAAGUCGUCAUAUGACGUCACUCUCUGGCUGUGUGAGCGGGACUUUAGUUUGUCAAACCGCAAGAAAGUUUAGUAACGCCUAAAGAACCGCUCGGCUUAUCCAGCAUGGAUUUUAAAAUGGAAUCUGAUCCACCACCAACCAUCACAUGUUUGAAAAAUGUUGACGAUUUGCUGCGAUGUCCUAUUUGUAUGGACUUCCUUAAUAUUUCAAUGAUGACCAUGUGCUCUCACAAUUUCUGCUCGUUGUGCAUCAGAAAAUUCUUCUCCUAUAAGCUGCAGUGUCCAGUUUGCAAUACACAAGCGACAGAACAAGAUCUGCGAAACAACCGGUUACUGGAUGAGUUGGUUGUGGGCUUUCAUACUGUGAGACAACAAUUGUCAAAAACCCACUUUGAAUCCCCACCGAUAUCGCCAAAGAGCCCAACCUUGGUGAAGUGCAAAACUCCCAGAGACAAAAGCCAGAGCUGCAAGAGCUCUGUCAUGAGUAAUUUUUUCCAGAAGAGGCCCAGAACGUCUUGCGCUAAAAACGACAAGGAUGCCACACCAGUUGUUCAGAGGAGGAGUAAACGCACAAACAAUGGUAACUUUUACACAGAUACAAACACGAUGACUGUGAAGGAAGAGACCAUGGAUGCGGAGGACGCAUCAUUCAAACAGGCGGACAUGGCGUUGCCCAGCAUCAGCACUGCGGAAGACAGGCCUCGUUCUUCAUCAUCGCUGCCAAAUAAUGAGACUCUCGUAAUCAAAGUGGAGUGCCCAGUGUGCUCUGUCAGCGUGUCUCAGCAGUUCAUCAACAAACAUCUGGACAUGUGUCUCAGAAGUGGAGAGAAAAAACAGAGCUUGAGAAGCUCCUUUAGCAAGACGAGGCGCCCUAUGGUGAAACUGGUGUACAGUCUGCUGUCCCUGCAGGAGUUGAGAAGGCGGCUCAAGGAAUGCCAUCUCUCGGUGCAUGGCACCCGAGAUCAGCUGAUCAAGAGGCACAGGGAGUUUGUGCACAUCUAUAAUGCCCAGUGUGACUCCUUCAACCCAAAAUCAGCUGAAGACAUUGCCAAAGAGGUGGUAGGCAGCGAGAAGAUCAAAAAUCAGUUGCAGAUCCAAAGCAAACCUGUUAUGGUUUUUGCCAAAAAUCACUCCGAGAAGGAGAUUGAUGAGGUGCAUUCAAAGUAUCGAAAGCAACACAGCAGCGACUUCUCCCGCUUGGUUGCUCAGGUACGCGGUCGCCUAGAUACCACCAGGAAAACUCGGAUAAAAGAGGAAGUCACUGCGGGCGGAGAGGGUGUAGAAGAAACACCUAAGGCCGAUCAAGGGGAACAAUCACAGAGUUACGUUGAUAUCAAUAUGGAAGAAGAAGUAGAGGAAGGAAAGGAGCCAUCUGCGAGAGGCUAUGUUUUGUCAAACAGCCCCUCUUACGAUGAUGUAUCCAUCAGCAGUUCAAUUUCAGACAUCUUUGCACCAGACACUUCCUUAAAUUGUGCCCCAGAGACGAGGUCCGUCAAAAAGCAGGCAACGUGUCCCAUCGCCGCCUCGUCAUCCGCUGUGGGGAAACGCCUCCGUAAAACCCGACUGACUGAUUGAGGACGACACCCCCGCAAGACAAGACCAGACAAGACUUGAAUAUGAAGAGGACAUUUGUAUGUGACAUUUUUUGUUACGUCACGUUUAAUUUAACCUAUUGUGUUACCUUGUUAUCCACUGUGAACUGUGUCCCUCAGUUUCAUUGCGUUGUUGAUACAGUAUACCACUUAGGUGAGUACACCCUUCACUUUCCAGCUAGCAUCUUCUCUACUUGGAUAUACUUUUAGAGUAGUCUGUGUGCAGCGUGUAUAGCAGUGUAUAUUUACUAUCAAAGAAAAAUGAGUCAACACACAGUUAUUGUGUAUAAAGCUGUAAACACACGGUAGUGUCAUGGCUUGGGGUUGCAUGAGUGCUGUGGAGCUGUGGUUCAUUGAGAGAGGACGUGAAUGCCAACAAACACUGUGCUAUUAUAGAGUAGAGUGGAAUUAGGAUUCCGGUUACAACCUGUGCAGCUCUGGUGAGUUCCACGUCCAAGAAGAUUAAGGCAGUGCUCAAUAACGUUUCCUGUGAGGUGUACUUGCCAGAUUUUUAACCAUUAGGUCUGUGUAACUCAUUUUCAGUAGAUAGUAAAUCCAUACAGUGGAACCUCGAUUUAGCAACUUAAUUGUUUUUUUAACCUAAAUAGUAAAGUUUUCAAACAUGUAAAUAUGAAUAUUAGGCACCAGCCUUGACAAAAGUCCAUAUUUUAGUAAAGGUUUGGACACAAUAUAAAGUGCUAGAGAGUACUGUAAAUCAGACAAACCUAACAGGGUGGUGAUUGAUCCACCUUCCAUUUUAGACUUAGACUUAGAUUUCCUUUUUAUUGUCAUUCAAAUUUGAACUUUACAGUUUUGAUAACAAAACAAAAAGAGCUGAACUGUCCUCAUAUGCAGCCGCCCUGCCACAUACUUUGUCACUAGCUCUGUGGUGCAUAGUUUGAAACUUCAAAACCUAACUUCAACAGCCACGUCACUACAAUUAUUAGGAAUAAACAAAUAUAAUCCACUGUACAGUAGGAAGGAGAUUCAUAUGGCCCCAUUCGUCACGGUUUACCUGACACAUAAAAAAAUAAUUUGAGGGAGUGCACUAUCCUCUUUAGCCGCCACUUGGCCGUAUAGUGUUAUUUAAAAAUAUGUGUACUCUCACGGGAGAUCCACCCAGGAAUGGGGCGAUAUGAAUCCCUUCCCUACUGUACUUUGUUGAUUGAUAUUUUUUGUGUGCAGCUGGAGAGCAAAAGGUGUCAACAACGCUGUGGAUACUUUUUGAAUGUUUCAAACCUCACAUCUCAUGUUCAUUGCUUUCUUUGGACUCAUGUUGAGCUAUUAAUGACAGCACUGUUCUGCUGACUGAAUAAGCUCGAUCAGCCCGCCCACAAUGGAUGUGCUGCCUGGCACAAAAUGGGUGGAGGAAACGGAGGUUCGUACAUCAAGGCAUUUUUUUUUAUCAGUCUGGUUCAUAAAUCAAAAAUGUUGUAUAUUUAAGGGUUGUUAAAUCGAGGUUCAAUUGUACUGCUAUACAAGCUGUACACUGACUACAGUAUGUUCAUGUCACUUGAGAAGAUCUACUCAAAUAGUUGCUGAAAAAUUAAGGGUAUGUUCACUUUAAUUCAGAGUUUCUACAUUUACAGGUUUAUUAGUGUUAAAACCAGCUGAGUUGUACAUAUUGAUGAAAUGUGUAAUCAAUUGGAGUGGAUUUGUUUACUUUAUUUUUAGGAUUUGUAGCGCCACGUGAAGCAAAACAAAACUUUUGAACUUGGCGUUUGUUAUUGAAUUAAAAGCUCUACAACUGGGCCCCGUAGGAUAACAA